GCGCGUGAAUGCAGCACUGGGGAAGCCGACUUUGAGGUCAGUACGCAUGCGCGUCAUACUCCGCUGUCCAGGCAGACAUGGCGUCGUCCCUGCUCUGCGGUCUGUGCGUGAGGAGCUGCGGGGCCAGAGCCGCGCUCAGCGCCGCCAGCAAGGUUCUGGGAGGUUCUCCAGGUCUGUUCGUGGGCCACGUGUCCCCGGUCCAGGCCCAGCAGCAGAGGAACCUCUCCCUGCAUGAGUACAUGAGCAUCGGGCUGCUGAAGGACGCCGGCAUCUCGGUGCCGGCCGGCAUGGUGGCCAGCUCGUCAGAGGAGGCGUACACUGUGGCCAAGCAGAUCGGCUCUAAGGACCUGGUGGUGAAAGCUCAGGUUCUGGCUGGUGGCAGAGGAAAGGGGACGUUUGAGGGCGGUCUGAAGGGCGGAGUCAAAAUCGUCUACUCGCCUGAGGAGGCCCGUGACAUCUCGUCUCAGAUGAUUGGUCGAAAGCUGUACACGAAGCAGACGGGGGAGGCGGGUCGAAUCUGUAACCAGGUGUUCAUCUGUGAGCGCAGGUAUCCACGCAGAGAGUAUUACUUCGCCAUCACCAUGGAGCGGUCCUUCCAGGGUCCUGUGCUGAUUGGCAGCUCACAGGGCGGCGUCAACAUCGAAGAUGUCGCUGCAGAAAAUCCAGACGCCAUCGUGAAGGAGCCCAUCGAUAUCGUGGAGGGCAUCAAGAAGGAGCAGGCAGUCAAGGUCGCUCAGCUGAUGGGCUUCCCUCCGGCUCUGGUGGACGAGGCUGCAGAGAACAUGAUCAAACUCUACAACCUGUUCAUCAAGUAUGACGCCUCCAUGCUGGAGAUCAACCCCAUGGUGGAGGACUCUUCUGGCAUGGUCAUGUGCAUGGACGCCAAGAUCAACUUUGACUCCAACGCAGAGUACCGUCAGAAGAAGGUGUUCGCCAUGCGGGACUGGACUCAGGAGGACCCACGAGACCGGCAGGCCGCCAAGGCCGACCUCAACUACAUCGGACUGGACGGAACCAUCGGCUGUCUGGUGAACGGAGCCGGGCUCGCCAUGGCAACCAUGGACAUCAUCAAACUGCACGGCGGCACGCCCGCCAACUUCCUGGAUGUAGGAGGCGGAGCCACAGCUCAUCAGGUGACCGAGGCGUUCAAGCUCAUCACGUCAGACAGGAAGGUUCAGGCGAUCCUCGUCAACAUCUUUGGAGGCAUCAUGAGAUGUGAUGUCAUCGCUCAGGGCAUCAUCAUGGCCGUCAGAGACCUGGACCUGAAGAUCCCCAUCGUGGUGCGGCUACAAGGGACCAGAGUGGAUGACGCCAAAGCUCUGAUUGCUGCCAGUCCACUGAAGAUCCUCGCCUGUGAUGACCUGGACGAGGCCGCCAAAAUGGUUGUUAAACUUUCUGAGAUUGUGUCGUUGGCGAAAGAAGCUCAGGUGGACAUCACCUUCCAGCUGCCCAUCUGAGAACCUCCACCUCCUCCACCCAAACACCGCCUCUGUCUCCUCCUCCCUCCUCAGCGGUUCAUCACUCCUCCUCCAAUCAGAGCGCAGUGUUUAGUUUCCUCUUCCUGUAUCUGAUGUGGCGAUGAUGUCUCGAG
Messenger RNA from Larimichthys crocea (large yellow croaker), 1591 nucleotides. RefSeq names its product succinate-CoA ligase ADP-forming subunit beta (gene sucla2). NCBI's taxonomy places the organism in Eukaryota, Metazoa, Chordata, Actinopteri, Sciaenidae. The transcript is spliced from 11 exons. Gene Ontology annotation, cellular component: succinate-CoA ligase complex; mitochondrion. Gene Ontology annotation, biological process: tricarboxylic acid cycle; succinyl-CoA metabolic process. The record is from RefSeq and is a predicted model, not a curated record. The coding region runs from base 78 to 1457 and encodes 459 amino acids. Gene Ontology annotation, molecular function: ATP binding; succinate-CoA ligase (ADP-forming) activity.